AUGAUGGACGUUUGUGUGGAGGAAGAGGAGGACACGGCAGAGUCUCUGGUGUCCAGCUGCUCCUCCACAGAUAGUGACAGCUUCAGAAACCAUCCUCCAGACUUCAGUACUGAACCUGAACCUUCAGACACAAGUUCUUCAUCAGAGCUGAUGAUUCACUGUCUUCACAGAGGGAGGGAGAGGAGUGGUGUCUGUGUGGGGGAGGGCCUGUUCCACUGCACUUUGCAUCAGGACGUCCUGAAGGAUCCAGUCUCUACCAGUGGUGGACACUGGUUCUGCAGAUGGGCCAACACGUCAUACUGGGUCCAGUCUGCUGCACCAGGACCCUUCUCCAGUCUCCAGUGUGGAGAAACAUCUAACAUCACAUCUGGACUGCAGACAUCCAAUCAGAGCUGCUCUGUACAAGAUGUUGGUCUGCAGGAGGUUUUGGAUGAACAUAAGAUCAGUCUGAGAAGGAGAUGUGAAUAUGUGGCUGAAGGAAGUGGUGAAACAAGAAGUAGAACCCUCCUCAACAGGAUCUACACUGAGCUCUACAUCACAGAGAGACAGAGUGAAGAGGUUAAUACUCAACAUGAGGUGAGGCAGCUGGAGGCAGCCUCCAAGAUCAAGAGCCUUCAUGACACUCCAAUCAGGUGCCACAACAUCUUCAAGGCCUUACCUGACCAACAUGGAGCCAUCAGAGUGGUUCUGACAAAUGGUGUUGCUGGUGUUGGAAAAACCUUUUCAGUGCAGAAGUUCACUCUGGACUGGGCUGAGGGCUUGGAGAACCAAGAUAUCAGUGUGGUGAUUCUGCUUUCAUUCAGGGAGCUGAACUUGAUCAGAGAUGAGCAAUACAGUCUUCUCACACUGAUCCAUGAUUUCCAUCCAUCAUUAAAGAAGUUCCCAGCAGAGAAGCUGUCUGUCUGUAAACUUCUCUUCAUCUUUGAUGGUCUGGAUGAAAGCGGAUUUUCACUGGACUUUGACAACAUGAAGGUUGUCUCUGACGUCACACAGAAGUCAUCAGUCAAUGUGCUGCUGACAAACCUCAUCAAGGGGAGUCUGCUUCCCUCGGCUCUGGUCUGGAUAACAUCCCGAACUGCAGCAGCCAAACAGAUCCCUCCUUCUUGUGUUGACAGGGUGACAGAAGUACGAGGGUUCACUGAUACCCAGAAGGAGGAGUACUUCAGGAGGAGGUUCAAUGAUGAAGAUCUGUCCAGCAGAAUCAUCUCCCACAUCAAGACCUCCAGGAGCCUCCACAUCAUGUGUGGAAUCCCAGUAUCCUGCUGGAUCACUGCUACAGUUCUGGAGCACAUGUUGACCACAGAGCAGAGAGGAGAACUGCCCAAGACUAUGACUGACAUGUACUCACACUUCCUGCUGGUUCAGACAAAAAAGAACAAGAACAAGUACCAUGAAGGACAUGAUAGGAAGACCAGAAAAAGAAUUAAGAGGAAUCUCCUGAAACUGGGGAGGUUGGCAUUUAAGCAUCUGGAGGAGGGAAACAUCUUGUUUUCCCAAGAAGACCUGGAGAAAUGUGAACUUGAUGUGACAGAGGCUUCAAUGUACUCGGGAAUUUGUUCAGAGUUGUUAAGAGGAGAGUUGGUGAUCUUCAAGAAACCAGUUUACUGCUUUGUUCAUCUAAACAUUCAGGAGUUUCUGGCUGCAGUCUACAUGUUCCACUGUUUCACCAACAGAGACACAUAUGUCCUGGAGAGUUUCCUGAGAAAACAAGACAAUUACUCGUCAAUGGACGACUUCCUUUACAGUGUCCUGGUGAAGUCCCUCAGAAGUGAAAAUGGCCACCUGGACCAGUUUGUUCGCUUCCUUCAUGGCUUUUGUGUGGAGUCCAACCAGAGACUUUUAGGAGGCCUCCUGGGUCAGACAGGUUACAGUCCAGAAAUCAUCCAGAGAGUCAUCAACAACUUGAAGAAGAUAAACUCUGGUGGUGUUUCUCCUGACAGACACAUCAACAUCUUUCACUGCCAGAUGGAGAUAAAUGACCUCUCAGUUCAUCAGGACAUCCAAGAGCUCCUGAAGUCAGAGGACAGAUCAAAGAUAACCCUCUCAGAGAACCAGUGCUUAGCUCUGGCUGACAAGCUGCAGAUGUCAGAGGAGGUUCCAGACGAGCUGGAUCUGAAGAAGUACAGAUCAUCAGACGAGGGACAACGGAGACAGAUUCCUGAUGUGGCAAACAGCAGAUUGGCUCGGUGA
Messenger RNA from Nematolebias whitei (Rio pearlfish), 2190 nucleotides. RefSeq names its product protein NLRC3-like. NCBI's taxonomy places the organism in Eukaryota, Metazoa, Chordata, Actinopteri, Cyprinodontiformes, Rivulidae. The record is from RefSeq and is a predicted model, not a curated record. The transcript has 4 exons. The coding region runs from base 1 to 2190 and encodes 729 amino acids.